GAUAUGUGCGCCGCGCGGUUAACGAAUUUAUAGUUAACAUUGUGAAGUGAAUUCAAUGUUGAUUGUUUUACUGUGUUUUAAGAUUCAAUUAAUUUGUCUUUAAUUUAAUCUAAAUUUAUAUUUCACUUGUGACCCUGUUGAGGUUAUAAUUAAACAUUACUAUUGAUUUUUGAAUUUGGAAAUUAAUUUAUUAGUUUCUAUAAUAAUACAAGUAAAGACAACAUUGAAAGAUAAGGAAUACAGUGGGAGCCUGAAGCCAACAACAGCAAGAUCGCCAUCUUGAAGCAUUUAGUGACACUGUCUCAAUCUGGAUUUGGUGAUUAUUAAACUAGAGCCUAAUUCAAUUGGUUUCCAAUGAAUUUAACUGGUUUUAUCAAUGGUAAUUAAUUGUACCCAACUCAAAUUGAAUUUUAGGAUAUUUGUGUUAAAAUGCCACUUACUAGAAAAUUGAGGAGCAGCAGAGGAAACAGUUCACCAAUGUUAGGCAGAAUCAGUGGAUCAAAUAACCUUGGAAGUCCAAGCGUUGUCAAACCCAGAAGUACACCAGGACCCGGUAGGCCUCCACUUCGAGGCAGAAAAUCUUUCACGAGGUUUACUCCUACUACUAUUAGAUCACCAACAAUCGAUUCAAACUCUGAAUCAUUAGCAACUCCUAAAAGAGGAAGAGGACGUCCACCUAAAUCAGCCUCUAAAAAAUCGGAAACAGAGUCAAGUGAUGAAGAAGAUGAAGAAGGCGAAGAUGACAUGAGUAGCAAAAAUGAGGAUAAAAAUGAUGACGAUAACGCAAGUAAAACUGGCAGCGAGAUUAGAUUGAGGAGAAGAGAUAAAAUUAAAACCACUGCACGUUAUUCACCGGAGCUUGUUGAACCUACAAGAAGACCUAGAGGUCGACCCAGUAGCUCUUUUCCAAGUACUGCUUCUAGCUCAACUAGAUACAUUUCACUUGAUAGCGAUGACGACCUGGAUCUCAGUAGCAGCAUGAAACGUCGUAAAUUUGAAAUCUCGCCUAGUAAAAGAGAGGUUAAAUCUUACAUUGUUGACGUGAAAAAAGACGAGGAUAGUAAUAAAAUGGUCAUUAUGCUUCCUGAUGGUACUACUUAUAAAGUUGACGCAACCCCCGGAAUUUAUGGCUCUAAAAGGACUCUCAAAGCAAAUCGACGGGUUUCUGAUGAGGAAAUGGAUGAAGAUUAUGAAGAUGAUGGAGCCAUUGUUGACGAAACUGAUGAAGAUUUUCGACCUCCAUUUAUGCCUCGUGGUAAGCGAAUGGCAUCUAGGACAGCGACAAUGGUCAAAAUUGAUAAAAACGAAAUUCCUGGGCGAUCCUCAGCUCUAUUAGCUUCUAAAAUACCUCGAGCUUCUGGUAUUAGCUCUAAACAAAUUGCUAGAGUGCGAGCUCCUGGUGAUUCAACUCCGGCACCGAAAAUUCUAUUCCAACCAAAAGUUACCAAUCCUACUGAUGGGUCUAAAAUAACUAAGAUUACCGCGCCCAGUCCAGCUGGUAAAGCAAAAGUUACUUUCAUUACAACGCCUAAAACAGUGACUCUUACUGCAACCAAUACUUCGUUUAAACAGCCACCGAAACGUAAUUAUGGCUCAGCAGCUAAAUUUAUUGAUGAACUACCUGAGAUAAGUGAAUGCACAUCUGAGGAAAUUGACACCAGUUUAUCUAAGUUACCUGAUAAAAUUCUGUUCAUCAAUUCAGAUUUACCACUCUCGAAUAGCUUGACAACAGAAGAUGAGAAAAAACUUUACUUAUUCCGACAAGUUAUGUCUCCUGUUAUGAAUAAUUAUCCAUGUCUUCUUUGUCAUGGUACCAAAUCUGCUUUCAAAGAAGAGAAAGAUUUGUCUCAUCAUUACUCUUCGCACCAUGAGUUGACCAUUGAUCAUACAACAGCCAAAUUUUCUGAGGACAUCGUUUUUGUUUGUCUACCUAAGUCAAUCAUCACCCAAAUUGAGGAAAACGAUAGCGAAAGUGUAAUUUUGAAUGCUCCUUGUCAAUAUUGUGGGGAAGAAGUUAAAUUAAUGACAAUUGACGAUAUGAGAACACAUUAUGCUGAUGUCCAUGCAAAAGAAAUCAAACUCAUUGAACAGGAAGAAAUUUUAGCCAUGCACAAGUUACUCUACUGUUCUUUAUGUGACAAAAAAUCAAAUGAUUUUGUUAGUCAUCAUGCCCAUAUGAAAAAAGAGCAUAAAUUGCAUACUUUUAUUUGCAAGUGCUGUGUCUUUACCACUCAAGAUGCGUCUCGAUUGAAAACUCAUUUUCGUGCUAAACACAUGAUCAGCAACAAUAGAGUUCAAAAUCUCCAAUGCACUUAUUGUAGUGGUCUAAUCUAUGGAAUUGAAAGAAUGAAUAAGCACAUAAUGGUAACUCAUUGUGUACAAACAGGAGCUAAUGAAUUCUCGUGUACUGCCUGUCUUCAACGUUGUGGCAAAGCUGAUGAACUUUUGAGUCACUCAUAUCGAUGUCCAGUUUUAACUAUGGGAUCAACACCAAAAGAAAUUGAAGAGACAAAUGUACGAAUUGAACCAAGAGUGAAAAAUGCUACUAAAUGCUUCCUCUGUGACAAAGUUUUUGAAUCAGCUGAAAUGUGUGAUCUUCAUCUCAAUCAUGUUCACACCAAAUGGUCUGUUCGUAAUGUUAUUCAUGAUACUUUCCUUAUGGUUAGUCAUCCGAAUGGUAAAACAGACCUCAUGCCAUCUACCUCGAGCGGAGAGGAAGUUUCUUCCCUUAAAUUAGUUGAUUUGCCGCCCAUGAAAGUUUUGGAUGAAAUUGGAUGCAAAAAGAAUUAUGGACAUUAUUGUUUUAAGUGUGAAAGUAUCAUCAAAAUUUAUCCAUUAUAUUAUCUUCACAUGUCCAACGUUCACAAAAUGGAGAAAGUUUUUGAGUGUAAAAUAUCUUCCUGCAAACAAACAUUUAAGAAAGCUAAAGGUCUUGAAGAUCAUAUCAAACAAACUAAGCAUCCACAAAAAUCAGUUAUCGAGGAUCCACUGGGAGCUAUUGCUUGUCAUUUCUGUAAUCUUUACUUCGUUGGCGAUGAUGAGCUACAAGAACACUUGUUGUCGGAAGAUCAUUAUAAAAAGAUUAAUACAUUAAUGGAUAAAUCGGGUAACAAGCCCGAGCCGAGAAAUUAUAAGUGUAAAACUUGUCAUACAUGGUUCGGUCUUGCUGAUUCUUAUAUCUACCAUUUGGAAACAGAAAGUCACAAGCAUGGCUGUGUUUAUUGUGGUCUUCAUUUUGCUUUACCAUCUUCCCGACGAACUCACAUUCAGAGUCAUCAUAGUGAAAAAUCGGACAUUUGUGAAAUUUGUAAUGUUAAACAAGGAUCCAAAGAAAGACUUUUUGCUCAUCUUGUUGAACAUAAUAUUGUCUUUGAGUGCAACAAAUGCAUGAGAAAGUUUUACCAACGAGAACAACUUAACGCCCAUAUGGAAACUCACGGAGAUUCUCGCGAUUGCCCUUGGGAUGGAUGUGAGCGAAAAAUAACACGUUCCAACUUGACUACUCACAUUAGACAACAUAGAAUUGAAAAUGAAUCGAAAUGUAACAUAUGUGGAAAAGGAUUUUCUUCUAGACAAGUUUUACAAACGCAUAUGGAAAUACAUGCUAAAGCUGAAUCUAAUGCUAAAGCUAUUCUUCAAGCUGUACCUAAUAAUAAUCAACAAAAGAAAUCUUCAUUAUCCAGUUCUUCUGCUCCAGGAACGACACUCAUCAGUAUAACAACCCCUCCUUCCAGCUUAACUUCAAUCAAACAAAGAUCACCGAUAAAGGGAAGGACACCUAAAGCACCAGUUAAUAAAGUUUCUACUUUCUCUACCAACCGCAACUCAAAUGGCAUUCCCACUGGUCUUAAAAUCAUGUGUUGUAGCUGUAAUCAAUCAUUUAAUUCUCAUAAUGAAUUAUCUAAGCACAAAUGUGUUGUACCUGUGGUUACUAUUACCGGAACCAAGUCAGAUGCAAACGAAAUACAUUUAGAUCAAAUUUCUGUCAAUGAUAUGCUUUCAUCGCCCAUUUUAAUCACCCAGAGUGAUAAAUUUCAACUUCCCCUUUCAACUAAAGAUGAAACAACAAGUGACAAUUUAGAAGAGGAUCCACAAAAAUUAGUUUUGGAUAUCGCUGAGCAAGUGGCUCAAUCAGUACAAGAAGAAGAAGCUGAAAAACUGAAGCAAAAACAGCUUAAAAGAGUAGAACAAUUGUUGCAACAAUCAUCAUCAUCCCCAUCAACUUCGUCAUCCAUAACAUCAUCAACUUCGUCAUCUUUAUCAUCACAUUUUCAACUAAAACAACAUCAUUCAGAACCAAAGAAAUCCUUGGGUCUGGGUACUAAACCAUCAGUCACAUCAACUGUUUCAACACCAAUUGCUUCAGCAUCUUCAACCUCUAUAACAUCAUCUAUAACACCUUCACUGGGUUCAAUGCAAUCUCGAGCCAGGCGAACAUAUUCAUCUUUAAAAUCAAGUCAAUUGACCAAUUCAAAUUCAGGAGCAGAAAAUCAAAUUGACGAGACUAAAAAGUCUCUCAAAAAGGAUGAUAUUGUUACAAGCAGUAAAAGCAACAAUAACAAUUCACUCAUCCUUUCGGAAGUCAAUGAGGCUGCUAAUAACAUAAAUAACAACAGCAUGAUUGAGAUACCCGUAAUAGAAGGAGAUAAUCCCAAUCCAGGAGAUCAAUACAUUAUGCUUCAACAACCCGACGGUCAAUAUGUUCAGAUAUGUGUCCCGGAAGGAGUGGACAUUGAAGAGGUUGUAAGAAGCUUGAAUAUAACGUUCGCAGAUAAUCCUGAAGCCACAAAUGAACUAUUAUCUUCAGCUUCAUCGACAAUUAAUGCUGCUGAUCCUUUGGAGCAAAGUAUGCAAGAAGUAACUGAUCAAAGUGGAUUAACUUCCGCUGACCAAGCAACAGUUGAAGUUGAAGGUAUGGAUGAUCAGCAAGUAAUAUACUUACCUGUCAACGAAGAUGGAACCUGUGCCAUUGAUCCAGCAGCUUUGGCCAUGUUAACAGGAAACGGAGAAGUCCCAAUAAUCGUAACAUCAGGCAAUUGGACUGACAUGUUACGUGAAGGACUGAGGAGAUCUAUACGUAUACUUGAUCCAUUAGUAAACUUACAUCGAUAUAGUCCAAAUUUGCGUCAAGUGAAAUGCAAUUUUCAUACCUCAACAUCUUAUUGUGCUCGUAAAAAUUAUUAUGAGCUCCUUGGUGUUUCUAGGAAUGCUAGUCAAAAGGAUAUAAAGAAAGCUUACUAUCAAUUGGCCAAAAAGUAUCAUCCAGAUUCGAACAAAGGUGAUCCAGAAUCAGCUAAGAAAUUCCAAGAAGUUUCCGAGGCAUAUGAAGUGCUUUCUGAUGAUACAAAGAGACGUGAAUAUGAUCAAUUUGGCUCUGCAGGGGCAAAUAAUUUUGCCGGUAGCGGUGCAGGAACGUCUGGUUUUCAAGGUUUCAAUUCCUCUAUUGACCCAGAGGAACUUUUCAGAAAAAUAUUUGGAGAAUAUAAUUGGAAUGCAUAUAAUCAACGCACUGGUCAAGAUUAUGAAUUUUCUGAAACUGAUUUUGGUUUUGGAGCUGCUCAAGAGGUUAUUUUGAAUUUAACAUUUAGAGAAGCAGCCAGAGGCUGUGAUAAACAAGUUAAAAUUAAUAUUUUAGAUACUUGUCCUACUUGUUCAGGAUCCCGCUGUGCUGAAGGUCAUAAACCUAUCCGAUGUCCUUAUUGUAAUGGCACUGGAAUGGAAACAAUUAGCACUGGUCCUUUUGUAAUGAGAUCAACAUGUAGGAUGUGUCAUGGUACUAGGUUAUACAUUCAAAAUCCCUGCACUAAGUGUGAAGGUAAAGGAAGCACACUUCAACGUCGAACGGUUGAUAUACCAGUUCCAGCGGGUGUUGAAGAUGGUCAAACAUUGCGAAUGCAAGUUGGAAAUAAAGAAUUGUUUAUCACAUUCAAAGUGGCAAAAAGUGAUUAUUUUAGAAGAGAAGGUGCUGAUGUCCAUACUGAUGCAACUAUUAGUUUAUCUCAGGCUGUUUUAGGAGGUACAAUUAGAAUAGAAGGUAUCUAUGAAGAUUUAACUAUCAAAGUACCUUCUGGAACAUCAUCACAUACUAGAUUAAGAUUAGCAAAUAAAGGUUUAAAAAGGAUCAAUAGUUAUGGUAAUGGUGAUCAUUAUGUACAUUUCAAAAUUAAGAUACCAUCGCAAUUGUUUUGUUCAUCGUCUGUAUCAGUGAAUUAUUUCAAAGUCAUGCCACGAGAUGGAUCAUCAUCUUCAAAAAAUUACAGUAAAAAGCAUCACCAAUCGUCAAGUUCAUUCAGAUAUGAAGACCACAAACCAUCUUUAAACCGAAUGUUUUUCGGCCCUCGAGAAAAAAUCUCGGUCGGAACUAAAGAGUAUAAUGACUUUUGGUUAUUUUUGUCCAAAUAUUUACAAACACUGAACUCUGGAAAAUCUCAUGGUAACAAUGCGGCCAUCAUUGAAAGGAUGAAGGAAACGGUUGAAGCAGACUGGAUGGACAUUGAUUACGUUAUGAGAUGUAAAGGAGCUCUCUUUAAAGAUGAUGAAUAUUACAGUCAGAAUUCAUUAACCAAGGAAAGGGUGAGUCAAUUCAGAGAUAUUCUACUUUUAUAUCUCAAUUUUUUAGAGAAAAAAAGACUCAAAUUGCUUGAGAAAUUAAAGCAGGACAAAGAAAAUCUCCCAAUUUUCAAAUACAAACAAAAUAUACUGGACGCCUUAAAAACACACUCUGUGAUAUUAAUUGCAGGUGACACUGGAUGUGGUAAAUCAACUCAAGUACCUCAAUAUUUACUAGAAGCUGGUUAUACCAAUAUUGUGUGUACUCAACCUCGCCGGAUCGCUUGUAUUUCCUUGUGUAAACGCGUUUCUCAAGAAACUGCCGACACUUUUGGAUCAUUAAUUGGUUAUCAGAUACGAUUUGAAAAACAUCGAACUCAAGAGACUCGAAUUUUAUUCAUAACUGAAGGUUUAAUGCUUCGUCAAGUAACUUCAGAUCCACUUUUAUCCAAUUACAAUGUAAUCAUUUUAGAUGAAGUCCAUGAGCGUCACCUAACUGUUGACUUUUUACUUGGCCUAAUGAAAUGUCUUCUCCUUCAACGGCCCAAUGAUUUGAAAUUAAUCUUAAUGUCAGCAACAAUCAAUGUACAGCUUUUUUCUCAAUAUUUUGGUCUCUGUCCAAUAAUUGAAGUGUCCGGUCGUCUUUAUCCCAUCCAAUUGUAUUAUCAACCAGUUUCUGAGCAAUCAUACAAACGCGGCACUCGAAUCAAUCCCGAACCUUAUCUGCGUCUAUUGAAAAUGAUUGAUGACAAAUAUCCAUCCAAUGAACGUGGAGACGUCCUGAUAUUUCUGAGUGGCUUGACCGAGAUAAAUACCGUUGCUGAACACUGUAAACCGUAUGCGGCUGAAUCACGUCGAUGGAUAAUAUUAUCACUUCACUCAUCUCUGUCCAUUGAGGAACAAGAUCGAGUUUUUGACAUUCCCCCAGAAGGUGUUCGUAAAGCAAUACUGUCAACUAACAUUGCCGAAACUUCUGUCACCAUUGAUGGAGUUCGCUUUGUAAUUGAUUCAGGCAAAGUAAAAGAGAUGUCCUUUGAUCCUGCUAUUCGUAUGGCUCGAUUACAAGAGUUUUGGAUUAGCAAGGCUUCAGCUGAACAACGCAAAGGUCGAGCUGGAAGGACUGGGCCAGGAGUCUGUUAUCGACUUUACUCGUCAGCUUCCUUUGAAGAAAUGCCUUCAUAUUCAACACCCGAGAUUCAUCGAGUUCCUCUCGACUGUUUAUUGCUUCGAAUGAUUGAAAUGGGCCUUCCAGAUGUAACUAAAUUUCCUUUCCUUGAACCUCCAAGUGAAUCGUCCAUUGAUCAAGCUUUAAUCAGUCUGAAGGAGAAUGGUGCUUUAACAGAUACAAAUGACGAGGAAGGAGUUAGCAUUACUUCAAUGGGUCGGAUGUUGGCCAAGCUUCCUGUUGAGAUUGUUAUUGGUAAAAUGCUUAUUUUAGGUUCCAUGUUUAAUCUAGUUGAACCAAUUAUAUCAUUAGGAGCCUGUCUUUCAGUUCAAUCACCAUUAACUCAAAAAAGUUAUUCCCAUAUUGACUGUAUUGAGGCACGAAGAGGACUUGAAUGUUCACAAGGUGAUCCUUUUUUGCUACUCAGAGCUUACAAUGAAUGGUUAACAAUUAAAAGCUCUGGAUCAGAGGAUUCAAGGAAAUGGUGUAAGAGAAGAGGCUUUGAAGAGCAGCGAUUUUACGAGAUUACCAAAUUGAGGAAACAAUUUCGAGAUAUUAUCAAAGAGUCAGGUCUUUAUUUCAUUGAUAGUUCAGGAUGUGCCGAUGAAUUGUCAAUGAAAGGACAGAGAACAGCAGCGGAAAGAAUCAAGCGACACGGUGAAUUAAGACAGUUAAGGUCGUUGAAAAGGCAACUUGAAUCUGCAGGACCAAAGAAACGUAAAAUGUUGAAAAUAAAUUUUGAUGGAGAGCUUGAAGAUGAUCACGAUGAAACAAUGGAAGAUUAUGAUCUUAAAGAGAUUGAUUUCAGAUUAUCAUAUAAUGAUCGCCAAAUUGAGGCUUUAAAAAGUUCCAGUAAAGCUUUCAAAGGAAAAGACAUGAUUUUGAUGAAAGUUAUACUCUCCAGUGGAUUGUAUCCACAAUUAGCGCUUCCAGAUGAGCACAAUUCAUUCAAGAAAGAUUCCGAUCAGCUUUUCCAUACAAAGGGUAAACCAUUUGUGGUCCUCCAUCCAAAUAGUGUCUACGCCUUGGAUCCGGAUUUGCUUCGUCUGAAUGAUAGAUCAGCAUCAACCAAGGAAAAGGGAAUUGAAAGCUGUAAACAUUGUCUUUUGGCUUACCUUUUGCUACUGGAAACAACCAAACCUUACUUGGUUAACUGCCUAAAGGUUCCAGCCUUACACACAUUGCUACUUUUUGCCAACUCAAUUGAUACUAAUUCAGAUUUAACAAGACUUGUUUUCGACAAAUGGAUUGAGGUACGUUUAUCGCCCAACAGUUUUCCUGAAAAUUUUUUAUCAACUUCUAUUCAAGUUCGUGAUUUAUGGCUAAAUCUUUUAACAAAAGUAUUUCAGGAAUCAUUAGAUCAAGAAGCUAAUGAUGAAGAUACAAAUGAUACUUUUGCUGGUAAAGAGUUUAGCCCGGAAAUAUUACAAAUGAAACAUAGACUGAACAAGAUUAUCGAUCAAUUUUUAUCAACUGAGAUUCCGUUUACAAUUAAAAGACUUGUAGCUGCCGAUGUAACCAAUUUAUACAAAAAAUGUGAACAAGAAUCAAAGGAUAAAUCAGGCGAAAAGGUUGACGAAACAAUCAAAGUGAAAAAGGAGACCAAAAAGAUUGAACCAAAGGUUGAAAUAAAGUCGGAAAAAAUUGAUAAAUUAUUGGAUAGCAAUGCAAUCAUUUCAGAUAAAGGAGGAAUAAAAGUAAAUCACUAUUUAACAUACAAUUGUCUAUCCGAUAAUGACAUUUCCAAGGAUUGUUACAUUAAAAAGACUUGGCAAUGUUUAAAUUGUAAUAAAGAAAUGGUAACAACUCUAUUAGAUGAGAUUCGUCAUAAAGAGAAAUGUUUUUCUUCCAAUAUCGCCUCAAGCAGUGGAAUGAUUCAACAGCAAGAUGAUUGCUCAUCAAGUGGAACCUCAAUCUCAACUAAAUCAUCAAAAGAUCCACUGGCAAAGAAAUAUUCAUGCGAAUUGUGUCAGCAAACAUUAUAUUUAUCAUCCAUUGAUAUAGUUAAACACAUUCGAAGCCACAAAGUCAAUUAAGGAAAACAAAGGAAAAUGUUUAAUUUACAUUAUCACCAUCAUUCCCAUAACUGAUUUACAUUGUAAUCAAGUUGUAUUUUUUGCUCAUCUUUUAAGUCAAACAUUUAGCAACUAUUUUCAUAACCCAUGGCUUCUAUGUAAUUGAUUGUAAUAUUGAUUUGUAAAACCUUGUUAUUACGAUUAACUGUAAACUACAUUUUAAAUGUUAAUGUUAAUCAUUGUAACAAGAACAAAAUUAAUCUUGUAAUUUGUAUGUAAUAUAAGAUUCGCCUUUCCAUACCAUUGUUGUCAGUUUGAAACAAGAGUAUAAGUGAUAAUACACAAAUCACUUUUAUUAUAAUGAAAAUCCAGAAAGGACAAAAGCAAGGAUCCCUCGAGAGCUUUUAUUGAGCUCUUCUGCAUCUUUAUAUUCAUCAUCCUCAUCUUCAUCUUCAACCUUCAUCUCGCUGAUACUGGGGAAAAAAUUAUCAUCCAAAAAAGAGUCUGUAAUAGGAAUUUGAUGAUAAUAAUAUCGGAAACAUUUUUAUUAAUAUUAAUUUGUAUACACAGCCAUAUGUCGAUUAUUGCCUUUACACACAAUUUUUACUUGUUUUAUUGUGGUUACAAUUUUAAGUAUUGGUAAAAAUAAUAGUGACAAAAGAUGCUUGUCUUCCCUCUCUACGGGCCAAAACCACUGCUACUUCUGUUGCUGCUGUUUUCACCUUCACCUUUGUUACCUUUCAACUGUGUAAAGUGAAGUGGUUGAGGGUGGUUUUUUUUGUGCUCUCGUAAUACCUCCCAGUGACUAGGGAAUAGCAGGAGAUCAGCAUCAAUAACACUACACCAAUAGACACAUGAAUGGUAAACUUAAAAGAUGACUCUUUAUUCCAGUUUCACGGCCAAUAAACAUGGUUUUGUAUUUCUCUUUUCA
This is a messenger RNA of Tetranychus urticae (two-spotted spider mite), 10660 nucleotides long. RefSeq names its product putative ATP-dependent RNA helicase DHX34. The record is from RefSeq and is a predicted model, not a curated record. Gene Ontology annotation, cellular component: intracellular anatomical structure. Gene Ontology annotation, molecular function: ATP binding; helicase activity; RNA binding. NCBI's taxonomy places the organism in Eukaryota, Metazoa, Arthropoda, Arachnida, Trombidiformes, Tetranychidae.